Cordyceps fumosorosea ARSEF 2679 is the source of this 1488-nucleotide messenger RNA. RefSeq lists its product as hypothetical. Lineage: Eukaryota; Fungi; Ascomycota; Sordariomycetes; Hypocreales; Cordycipitaceae. Bases 1 to 1488 code for a protein of 495 amino acids. The transcript is spliced from 5 exons. Gene Ontology annotation, cellular component: nucleoplasm; cytosol; centrosome. The record is from RefSeq and is a predicted model, not a curated record.
AUGAGUGCAAACGAGCUGCUCGGCAGCGAUAACCGGAAUCGUUUGAAGGAGCUUGCGAAAGGUUCAUUCUCCGAGGAAAGCAUUCUGAAGGAUCUUGCAUCCGAUGAGCCUUCAUGCCGGCGAGAUGCCGCCCUGAUUCUCUUUCACCACGCUUGUAAAAAAGCGCCUAAUACGGAGGGUUCUGCAUUCAUCGAAGCCCUCGCAGAAACACUGAAGCAGCCAAGAGCCCGGGAGGGCAUCGACGUCCAUGCCUGGGCUACCUGCGCCGAGGCGACCCUGGCCGCGCUGCACCCACUCGUUGAGGCGGGAGCGGACCGGUUACUCGAAGAAGACUUCUUGCUGCCGCUCAUUCCCUACACCGAAGUCGGCCGGCCCUGGAACACCGAUGCCGCGGCCUCGACCGCCAAGAGCUUGGUUGAUGGACAGCUGUCCGGCGAGAAGAAGCAAGACUUCGUCACCCGCGUCGUCCUCCAGCGCUACCUCCGGCCACUCUUCUCUAAAAGCACGUCCUCGGUCACCGCAGAAGGUCGCCCGGCGUUGUUCCGCGAGCCGCCACCGCCCAACGGCGGCUUCCACGAGCAAAAGGCCGCCUGGAAGGACGCCGGCCCGCACGUCGUCACCGUCUUUGCAUGGGCCGUCGAAGCCUCCGAGCCCUCUACGAUUAAGCAGCACUGGCCGCUCUACGUGCCCGUGCUCGUCACCCUCGCCGAGGACGGCGACGUUGCCGUCCGCCAGUGCGGCCUCGACGUGCUCGGCCGCUUCCUCGCCGCGUGCCCCGCCGAGGUGCUCCGCGCGUCCGGCGUCGACGCCGUGUUCGAGGCGUCCGUGCUGCCCUCGCUGCUCUUCCUGCCGUCGCUCACGCCCGAGGCCGAGUCCGUCCCGCUGCUGCGCGCCGCCUACCACGUGCUGCACGCCCUGGCCCUUGCUGCUGGCGCGGACGACCCCGCGGCGGCGAGGCGCCGCGCGCUGCUGGACAGGACGCUGCGCGAGGGCGUGUUCGCGGGCUAUUUUCACGCCUCGCAGCACGUACGCGUCGUCGAGGUGCUGAUGCGGGCGGCAGCCGAGAUUGUCCAGGCGCUGGAGGUCUAUGCCGUGAAGCACUUGCAGAGUUUGCUAGAUCUCUUUACCCCGGUGCUAACGGACGCCUUUGCGUUGGCGUAUCCUCCUGCUGUCCUGGCAGCUGCACAGGCCCUCAACACUACAAUCCUCAACUGCUGGCCGCGCAUAAUCGGCACACCACACGCCGAACAUAUUAUCAGCAUCGCAUCACGAUGCUGGAUCAACGUUCAUGACCAGGACAGCGGCGACUGGGGCCCCGAACUAGAGAGUCUAGCCGACGAGCUUAGCAAGACAAUGAUGCUGGUGGCGACGUUGUGGAAGGAGAGCGACGAGGUGAUACCGGUGGAGAAGCUGGCGCGAAUCGUGCAAAAGGCGCCCAGCCUCAAACCCUUGUUUGCCCCGUUCCGGUUGGAAAAGUCCACUGCAUGA